GCGGAAGUCCAGAAGGAAGGGGUUACAGUCUCAUAUAUGUUCGACCUAGACGCGAUCAUCGACCACUUUGUGCCCGUGACACGCGGUCCAAGGAUAUAAAAAGCGGAAGGUCGACCGAGCCGAGGAAGGAAAAGACUUAGACAGGGUGAAGGUCGGAUAGUAGUACCUGUGAUCUCGCGUAGUGUGCCAGUGCCGAAUCUCGAGAACAUACGAAAUGAGGAUAACAGUGAUCGCCUCCCUGAUUCUGGGCCUUGCCCUCUGCGCGAAAGGUGAGACCGUCAAAGAAGACAACGAGAGUUUACUGAACUGCAUCGCGGACGACGAUACCUUGGGAUGUCUGACAUCGAGACUGGCCAGAGACAUCGAUCAGAUCGAGGUGCAGGUGACAGGGAGGACCAGCGAGACUCCCAUGAGCUCGGUCAUCGAACAGGCUGGAAAUUUCGUGGCCGAACUCAUCGACGACGUUCAACACCCUGAACAACCCGCGGAAACUGAGCAAGAGGAGGGACGUGGAAAGAAGAUUGGAAAGAGGAAGAAGAAGCAUCUGCAGAAGCUCCUCGGUCUGGCCAUGCUGUUCAAAGCCAAGAUCAGCCUGCUGCUCCAGCUGAUCUCGACGCACUUCCAAGUGAAGUUCUUCGUGAUCGCCGUUAUCACCUUGAUCCUCAACGCCGCCAGGUUCUGGAUCGACCUGAAAAAGUCACCAUCCAAAGUCAUUUACUACGAACACGCUCAGCACCAGCACCACUACGACCACGAUGAUCACGAUUCCGGUUACUGGGGACGGUCCAGCAACGACUCUCCUCAAGAUCUCGCCUACUCCGCCUACGCCCCGCAAAGCUCCUAGAGAACCGCAAAGACUCGCGACGCGAUCGCGUCGCCGCGUCGUCGUGUAUGUUUUCUCUACCCUCAGGUUUAGACAUUCGUUAAGCGAGUUCGAUGAAACCCGAUGGAUAGUCUGAGUUCAUAUUUAUGUUAAAUUAUUUAUUUUUAUUUAUGUUAAAUCGUCUCCCUCAUUUAUUAAGUUAAGAUCCCGUUUACGUACCAAAGUCCACUUUGCGUACCUGUUAUCUAUCACGCUCCUCAUCUGCCAAAUCUUGUUAAUUCAUCGUUCAACGCCCAUGAACAAUGUACAAGCAGUAAACUAUUUUAAUAAUGA
Molecule: messenger RNA, 1156 nt
Organism: Ceratina calcarata
Lineage: Eukaryota; Metazoa; Arthropoda; Insecta; Hymenoptera; Apidae
Exons: 2
Coding region: 215-844 (209 amino acids)
Source: RefSeq, a predicted model, not a curated record